CGAAAGAAUGGUUGAACGAGAGCUAUUCAGACAAUCAAUUUUAUUCCUUAUCAGAAAUAGGAGUUAAACAAAAAGUUAUGGUUAUUACGAUUAAUUAUCUUACAAUCUGAAGGUAGAUCUGAUCAGCGACAAUCUCGACGCACGCGCAGCGACACGUGAUUUGAAUUUGAACAUGCAACGAGCGUCAGUCCAGCGCCGACUGUUGCGGACAUGAUGGUUUGUGUGUCGUUUAAGUGCGACAGUAGGGUUUGUUUUAGCUUCGAUUAAAUUGAACGAACCGGCGAAGUACAAAAUUCAUUCGCGAUGUCUGAUAGUAUUAAGGUAGCUAUCAAAGUUAGGCCUCUUAUCAAGCGAGAGAAAGACGAAAAUUUGCCGAUACAAUGGGUUAGUCAAGGAAACGCUAUCGUGGCCGUUGACACGGAGAUAAAGAAACGAGGCGAUGGAGGAUUCCAAUUCGAUCAUAUUUUUGAUAUGGAUGCUAGCAACAACGAUGUGUUCUGCAGCAUUGUUAGUCCUAUUGUUGAUGCUGCUGUGAGUGGAUUUAAUGGUACAGUUUUUGCUUAUGGACAAACCAGUUCUGGCAAAACAUAUACUAUGAUGGGUACAGAAGAAGAAAAUGGAAUAAUACCAUUGGCUAUCAAACGAAUGUUUGAUGCUAUAGCUAAUACUCCAAGACGCGAGUUUCUAUUAAGGGUGUCUUAUUUAGAAAUUUAUAAUGAAAAAAUUAAUGAUCUGUUGAGUAAACAGAUAGAUUUAAAAAUACAUGAAGAUAUAAAUGGUCAAGUGUUCGUAAGAUGCAAGGAAGAGGUUACGAAUAGCCCAGAAAAUAUAUUUUCAUUAAUGAGUAAGGGUAAUAAAAAUAGAAGAAUAGGAGAAACAAAUAUGAAUGAACGAAGUAGCAGGAGUCAUACAAUAUUUAGAAUUACAAUUGAGAGUCGAGAAGCUGAUGCUGGUUCGGAUGGUGCAAUACAAGUAUCGCAAUUGAAUAUGGUGGACCUUGCAGGUUCGGAAAGAGCACGACAAACUGGUGCUACUGGGGAGCGUUUUAAAGAAGGACGCCAUAUUAAUUUAUCCCUUUCCACAUUAGCAUUAGUUAUUAAGCAAUUGAGCGAAUCACAAGAUUCGCAGAAAUAUAUUAACUUUCGAGAUAGCAAAUUGACAAGGUUGCUUCAGACAUCUUUAGGUGGCAAUGCAAUGACAGCAAUCAUUUGCGCGGUAACACCUGCCGCACUAGACGAGACUCAAUGCACAUUGUCGUUUGCAUCCAGAGCCAGAAGCAUAAAGAACAAGCCUGAACUUAACGAAGUUAUGUCCGACGGUGUUCUCUUGAAACGAUAUGCAAAACAAAUAGAUAAAUUGCAGAUGGAAUUGGAAAGGGUAAAACAACAAAAUUGGUGUGUUGAAGUGCAAGAGAUGGAAUCUAAGAUGCAGGAAAAAGAUCGUAUCAAUGAAGAAUUGGAAGAGCGAAUCAGAUUAUUACAGACGCGAAUAGUCGCUGGUGAUAAUCGUUCAACACAACACAACGUUCAAGAGUCGUUUAAAGCUAAAGCGAAACGAAGAAGGACAUGGUGCGGUAACACACAAGCUGGUGCACACAAGCUGAAUACAUCUACGUUUCAAACGUCUGCAAACUUGUCGCCGAUCAAAGAAAUGUCACCUCUGCGUAAUAAGAGUAGCUCAAUCGAAUCGUCUGGUAUUAUGGAUUCAUCUUUCCAAAUAGCUUAUGCAGAUUUUGAGUUGGAACUUAUGAAAAGCGAGGCGGAUCGUGACGAGGAGAUAAGUGACGAUGAUACAUUUGUAACGUAUCGCAGGAACAACCGCGUAAAAUUUAAAGAUGACAUAAUCGUCCACAAAUCGCCCUACAGUCGUGACAAUUCUACCGUAACUCCUGAGAAGACUGACACAUGCACUCAGACUCACUCAGGCAGAUCUCCUGGCACACCAAAGGAGAAGUUGCGAGAAAAGAUGCACGAGUUGAAGAAAGAAAUAAAGGAGCUUCGGGAAUUUACGAUUUUGGAGAAACAAAUGUAUUGCGAGGAUCAUAAUCUCAAACUGGAAGAGACCCUCAUCAAGUUAGCUGCGUUGGAAAAGCAGGUGGAAAACUUAGUGUCCGAUAGAGAUGCUUUCGAACAUAUAGCGUCCGAGCUUCGUAAAAAAUUGACAACAGCUGAGCUACGUUGCGCCUCCGCGGAGGAUAAACUGAACAUACAAAUGAUGGAGUUGCAGAAGAUACCCGAGUUACAGGAAAGACUCGCGCAAUUGUCCGCGCAGGAAAUCGAGGCACAACACAUUCCCGAGCUACAGGAACGGAUAAAAAUUCUCGCAGCUGAAAAGGACGGAUACGAACAUGUCGCGGCUGAAUUACGAAAGAAGCUCAAUGAAGCCGAGCAACGCAACAUUCUGUUGGACGAUAAAUUAGCAGCGCAGAUUGCGGAGGAAGAACCACUCAUACGGUUUUCGAUUGGAAACGAGUCUGUAGAGCAAACAGAAGUAAAAACUCUGAUGUCCGAAAAGGACGAAUUGCAACGUAAAGUAUCUGCUCUUCAAAGUAAGCUGGCCGAAGCUGAGGCAUGUAACAACUCGUUGAACAAUCAAUUGAAGGAACAGCAAUCAAUACACUAUCAAAAUGUUCGGGAUAUGGAGGAACGAUUUAAUAAUCUCGCGUCUGGGAAGAGUGAACUGGAGAAUAUCGUUCAGAAACUGCAGGAUACAUUGAGAGAUAUGGAACAAAGUAAUGAAUCACUAACAUGUAAAUUGUACGAACAGGAGAUGGAAAAGUUGCAAUAUCAGGAAGAACGAACUCAACAACUCAUAUCUGAGAGGAAAGAGGUCAAACUCAUCGUCGGUGAGCUUCGGGGCAAAUUGGAUGAAAUGGAAAUAACGACUACCUCAAUGAAGGGUGAAAUAGAUGAGCAUCAGCAUUGCGCGCAGAGAUUUGUGCAGCUGGAGAAACAGAUUCAGGACAUCACAGCGGAAAAGAUGGAAUGCGAACAGAUUAACGAUGAAUUGAAGAACAAAUCGAAAGAAACGGAACUGGCGAAUGACUUUCUGAAGAGCAAACUGGACGAACAACAACAGAUUUAUGGUUUAGAAAAGCAGAUAGAGGACUUGGUGACUGAGAAGAAAGAACUCGACGGUACGGUCACGGAAUUUAAGGACAAAUUGGAAGAGACGGAGCUGACGAACAAUAUAUUGCAGAAGAGGUUAAAUGAACAUACGACGACCACAUCAGAACUCGAUGAUCUAUUGUACGUAUCUUCAACCGAUACUCUUACGUUGGAAAAUAGCGGAUCCGAGCACACUGUUGCCAAGACGCAAAUAGAAUUAAAAGAAAAGGAACCAUAUGAUAGUUUGAGCGAAGAGAAGCUAAGCGAAGCGCCGAUUAGUAUCGACAGUAUCGAACAAGAAGAAGCUAAAUCAUGCAGCGGUUCAACGAAAGAUCAUGUAGACAACGUGUCGGAAUUCACGAUACGUGAGUCGCGAGUUGAGCUGGCUGAGGUUGAACAUCGCAGCUCCGUUCGACAUGACUUGAACAGGGAACAAUCGUACUUGCAAAGAAUUCAGGAACUAGAGGCACAAGUCGCGAAAUUGACGUCUGAGAAAGACAAGCAGGAACAGAUACCUGCAGAGCUGCAUGAACAAUCGUUAAAGAGCUUCUCAGAGAAGGAGGAGAAGUCAGCGGUCGGUGAAAAAGACGAGGUUGAUGAGGUUGCUCGCCUGAGAAGCCGUGUAAGAGACCUGCAGAUCAUCGUCCAGGAUAUCCAGAACGAGAACGCACAUCUGAAGGAGCAUAUGUCGUCAAGAUCGAUGAUGUCAGAGCACGAAGAUGACUUGUACACCAGCGACUUGUCUAAGAUCGACUUGUCGAGCACGAGAAUGUCUGUCGAGGAGGACAGCGCCAAGUUGUCCGCCGACCUCGUCACGAAGACGCAGGAAUUGGACGAAAUUAAGCACGACGUGCGAAGCUUGAAGGAAGAUAUCGAAAAUCUACAGAAAACAAUCUUGCUGUUGACCACCGAGAACACUGAGUUGGCGAACAAACUGUCAGCAGAGAAGGCGUGUGCCGACAAGUCCACCGCACAUUUACAAAAAACGAUCGACGAGCUAUACGUGCGGAACUCGAAGAUCACGGACGAGAAAAUCGAACUAGAGAACAACGUGGUGACGCUCAACGAGCAGAUACAGACACUUCGUUCGAAGAUACCGGAGAUCAACUUGGAUGAAGAACAGAAGAUGCUCAAGUACAAGGAGCAGAUUGACGCGUUGACCGCCAAGAACACAGAACUGCUAUGCAACGUCGCAGACAGGAUAAAAGAACUUGAGACGUUGAAGGAGAGUAAAUCUCUCCUGUACGAACAUGAUUGUAUGUAUAAGGAUAAGCUGAUGGAUCUUAUGCAGAAGCACGAAUAUUUGAUGAACGAGAACAACGAGCUCUCGACUGAUCUGAUGGAUAAGAUCGAAGAAAACGACAGUCUCAGGCAAGAGUACGAUAUCUUAAAAAAUAAACUGGAGUUGUCUCUGAAGAAUAAGGAAGACGUGAGCGACAACGAUAUGGAUCAAUUGAAGACUGAGAACACAUUGCUGAAGACCGAGCUGAUGGAACUGAAAGCCAACGUGAAAACGUUAACGGAAGAAAAUACGAAGAUGUCCACUCAACUGGUAGAAACAAUAGAGGACUUGGAUAACGCGCGGAUAGCUAAUUCGCACAACAAUAGUCUGCAUCUGUCGACGAUAUUUAAUACUACAACGACGAACGAUACGAUGAACAAGUCCGUGUCAGACGGCAAAAACACCGAGACGAGAAUCUUGAAUCUGCAAGAGGAAGUCAGCCAACUCACGCAUCUUAACAGGAAGCUUAGUGAUCUCAAGUUGAGCACCUGCACUCAGUGCACACACUUGAAAGAGCUGAUUGAGAAUCGAAGAAUGCUAAAACUCGAGGUAAAAUCCCUCAGUCACAAACUGAUGGAUCUGCAGAAGAAGUUCGACCGCAAAUCCGCGAGAACAGACGCGCUCAUCAUGAAGGCAAAGGAGGAUAUUAACAGCAGUCUUUGCAAUUCAUCUAUCAACGCCAGUUUCUCAGAAACUAUGAACGUCACCUACUUUGAAGAGCAGCUAGAAUGCAUAAGCAACGACAUACAAUCUCUGAAGGAAGACGACAAUAAACUCUCGGAUCUGUGUAAGGAGAAGUGCGACGAAGUCGAGGAACUUCAUAUCAGUAGCAUCACGGACUCUGCGUUUACUGACGACGAGAGUUCCAACGUGAAGAAGCUUCCAAGCAAAACCACAUUGAGAUUGGACAAUAUCGAGAAAGUUAUGAGCAGUUUGCAGAACGAGUUGCAAGAUUUAAAGAGGAAUAACCUGAGCGUCAAGAUGGAUCUCGGUAAAUUCGCCAGCGAGAAAGAAUCUCUGCUGGACGAAAUUAAUUCGUUGAGAAUCGCCAACGAACAGUUGCUGCAGAAGCUAUCGGAAAACGAAUUAUCACUUACUACCACGUCGGAAAAGGCGAAUAUCCUCGAAAAUGAGAUGACUGAUAUGACUAAUCGGCUGCAAGAACGUACCACGAGGUGUACCGAGAUCGAGAAUGCAAAACUAGUUCUCGAAGUUGAGGUAGAGAUGCUUCAAGAAAAUAAAGUAAUGAAAGAACAGACGAUAGACGAAUUACGUCAGAAUCUUUCUUGUCUGCAGCAUGAACUGGAUCUGGUAAAGGAACAGAAAGAAGAAAUAGUCAGUAGCAACAACUUCUUGGAGCAAGAAUAUGAAAAAAAGCUAAAGUUGCUCAUGACGACAAACGAGGAGUUAGCCAAUUCCAAGACAAUUGCUGCGCAAGAAUUCGACAGUUACUCCAAAGAAUCGGAAAGCAGACUGCUGGAACUGACGGAGAAAAUAAGCAAGUGCACUUCCGAGAACGAGUAUCUGAAGCAGGAAUUGAUCAGGCUGCGCGACAUCGAAGAUAAACUUGAAAAGAUAAAAAGCGAAUACCAAUCCAAGUUUCAGCAAGAUAAGGAACUAACCGAGGACAACAAGAAGCUUAAGGAGGUAUUGAACACUACCUCUCAGAAUAUCAUCAAAGAAAUUCAGUCGCUGAAACCGAAAGUCGAGACCUACGAAUUCUCGGAUAAGUCGGUAAACGAGUUGUUUCAGAUGUUCUUGCAGACAAUUCUGACGAAGGAGAAGGAGAUCGUGAAGAGCAUGCAGCAACAUUUUGACAAGGAGAAGCACAAGCUCGAAGAUCAGAAACAGCAGAGCGUGGACGCGGAGAAACGCACCACGCUGUGGGCGAAGGAACUGGAAAGCGAGAUAGAGAAGCUCCAGGGUGACCUAUCUAAGCGAGAGAGCAUAUCUGACGGACUGCAGAAGGAGGUCGCGCGACUGCAACAGCUUCUGGAUGAAAACGGUCAGGAUAGGAACGCAUUGAAAGAGAAGAUCAGCCUGCUCGAGACGGACCUCAGCAACCUGCAGGUCGAGUUCGACAAGUAUUCAAAGAAUGGCACUAUGAAGGAGGAGGCUAUCAUCAAUGCGCAGAAGCGAGAGAAACAGGCGCAAGAAACGGUCAAGAAUAAAGAAGCCGAGUUCGAGAUGAAGUUGAAAUCAGAAAAGGAGGCAUACAACAGACGCGUGGAAGAUCUCGCCUGCACAAUAGAGUCGUUCAAGACGAAAAAUCUAGAGUUGACAGGCAGCAUCGAGGGUCUCACGGCUAAUCAAACGCAACUGAAGAAUAUCAUUGACCUGAAGACCAACGAGCUCAUAAAGAGCAAUCAGAUUAUUCAGAAGAUGCAGUCAGAAUCGGAGCAGCUGACGGACGCCUACAACGAUUUGAAUCAGGAGUUGGAGGCGACAAAGUCGCGUGUCGCGGAAAUCAUGAAUCUCCUGAAGACCAAGUGCGACGAGCUGACAGAGUAUAAAAACAAUAUCGAGACGCUCAUGCACGAGAAUAAGUUCCUCAAGCAACAGAUCAGCGAACGAAAAGCCAAUGUGGAUCAAUACAAAACCGAGAUGGAGGCUCUGAAGUUGGCUAACGAGAAAGCGGUCGACGUGAUCAAGGACAAGCUGAACUUGGCGGAGCUGAAGAACGCUGAGCUGAAUAAACAAAUAGCCGAAUUGAGUAGCAAGAACGCUAUCUUGACGGAGGAGCUGAAGAACUUGAACAGCGAUCAUGAGACCUUACGAUCCAAGUGCAUCAUGUUGGAAAAGAGAGUUCGCAACAGUACUAGUAAGAUCCAGGCGGAGGAACAAAUGGAAGAACUAAAAGAUUUGAACAGAUCGCUGCGAAACAACCUUGAUGGCGCCAGCAAUCGUAUAACGGAGCUGCAGACGGCCAAGACUGAUCUCAUGAAACAACUGGUCGUGCUAAAUAGCCAAUAUGAGUCAAUGUGUAAGGAAAACGAAAAGCUGAAAGACACGCUGUCGUCCUAUAAGUCCAAGUACAACGAUGCGAACGCGUCCAGUGAGAAGUACGAUACUUUGUUGCGGGAGAAGAAUCAAGUCGCCUUGGAAUUGGAGGCGAUGAAGGUGCAGUUGAACCAACGAGACCGAGAUAUCGAAAAACAAGCGAGCAAGAUAAAGGAGUUAACAAAAAGGAACAUGGAACUCGACCAGGAGUCGGAGGACUUGGCGGAGGUGAUCCGUCAGAAUGACGCGGAGCAUGCAAGAGUGGAAGAUCGAUACUACUCGUGCUGUCUCGAAGUAGAUACGCUGAAAGAAAAGAUCGAGAUACUCGAGAAGAAAAAUCAGAAUCUCCUUUUAUCGCAAACCGCGCAGAAUACCAAUCCGAUGCUCACCGACAAAACUGAGAAGUGCCACGACGAUAUGUGCAGCUGUGCCAUGUUGAAGGACAAGAUAUGCGAACUACAGUCAGACGUAGUAUGGAAGAAUGGGAAAAUCGCGACAUUGGAGCUGCAGAUACGCAGCGGCAGUUUCCCGUAUCAAACUAAGUGCAAAGAGUUACAGGAACACUUAUCGAUCUAUAGUAACAAGAACAGCGAGCUGAAAGCGGAGGUCAAACGGCUCCAGCUAGCGAUGCUGCGCACCAGUGCGAAGGAAUGUGACGCGUGUAAGGAGAGGCUUGUAAAUAGGAGAAAUCAGGCGUGUCAGACAAUUGCGGACAAUGUAGUGCGAUUCUGCAGCACGAGUAGCGGCAUUAUCGACGAGGAAUUAAGAAUAGUGAAAUUGGAGAAGGAGAAGAAAAUUAUGAAGGAUGUAUGUCGUUCUCGAUCGAAAACCAUAAAAGAGCUUCAGAAACGAUUAGAGGAAUACGAAACGUUGUGGCAAUCCAAAUAACCGACCUGCGAGACCGUUUCUUCUUUUGGUAUCAGCGCAUAUCAUCGACCAAAUUUUAUAUUUUAGUAUUACGUAAACCCGAUAUACUGCUUUAUCACGCGCGAUUUGAUAAAAAUUAGAUUUAAUAUGAGUAAGCAAGAGAGUGUAACGUACAAUGUAAAUAUAAUCAAGAAGUUACACGAGAUGAGGACAACGUAGUUUUAUAUAUUUUUGUAAUAUGAUAUUGUAUGAAUUCAACUAUUUUGUAUACACCAAUUUUUCAUAUAAUAACAAUAUAUUUUUCGCCAGUUUUACACUUUUCGAAGACAAUAGAAGAUCUGUGAUAUAAAGUAAUUAGAUUUUUAACUUUUGUCGGGAUAUAGGAUUGUAUAUAUGGAAGGUAUUACGACUGAAUUCUCGACAAAUCAGUAGUUACGAACUUCAAUUUUAUAGCCAUUUGACUACUACUAGAUGUGCCUACUCGCGCAUAUUUGAUAUGAAGAAUAUCUCUGUACUAUUUUUUAUACCUGAAUAAUUUGAGAAUAAUGCUAUAGUCUACUGAUGCAGAACUGCAUAUUUACCCAUGUACUGAACUUAUGUCAGUUUGUAUAACAUAAUGAAGAGUAUGAGAGAUAAAAUCGUCUGAAUUGUAAAAAAAGUUCGUAAACAAGAAAAACAUGAUAAAAUGUAUUGUCAUUCCAAGUUAUAAACAAUUAAAUAUAUAAUAAUGAUAUACGUGAUAAUAAUGAAAUAAGUGAUUUUAGCAAAAUGCUUUACUCGAGGAAAACAUAAUAUAGGGAUAGUUUACUUUAUAGCUAACGCCUCAAUAUAGAAAAAAAAAUAUAUAUGCAAAUAUAAUUUUAUUUUUAAAUUUUGCUAAUUACUUUAUACAUACCAACAUAAUUGAAAAAAAAAUGGAAAUAAUUGUAAUUAAUGUAACAAAAGAAUUUUGUGCAAAACGCUUUUUGCGCAAGUUAUAUAAGUUAGAACAUUAGUAAUAGCCGCGUCAUGCUUCUCAGACUGAUUUUUUUUUUUUUAUGUGAACGAUUAAUUUCUUGUGUGAAACAUCAUUAAUACUCUCGCUUAUAUAUUUGAAACAUUUUGCUAAAAUAAUUUUAUAAACAGUUUUGGAUAUUCAAAUGUAACAUUUUAUUUCGGAAAUAUACUAUUUUUACAAUUA
Molecule: messenger RNA, 9436 nt
Organism: Harpegnathos saltator (Jerdon's jumping ant)
Lineage: Eukaryota; Metazoa; Arthropoda; Insecta; Hymenoptera; Formicidae
Product: kinesin-related protein 4
Exons: 10
Coding region: 304-8277 (2657 amino acids)
Biological process (GO): mitotic cell cycle; microtubule-based movement
Cellular component (GO): microtubule
Molecular function (GO): microtubule motor activity; ATP binding; microtubule binding
Source: RefSeq, a predicted model, not a curated record